Molecule: messenger RNA, 5413 nt
Organism: Pelodiscus sinensis (Chinese soft-shelled turtle)
Lineage: Eukaryota; Metazoa; Chordata; Testudines; Trionychidae
Source: RefSeq, a predicted model, not a curated record
AUCAAAGUCUGUAGGUUUGCAAUGAACAUGCUGAUGAAAGUCACAGGCAGAAAUGGUAUGUAGUGGACUCUCUGCCUUGGCUAUCAUCCUGGUCAUGGAGGUGAAGAGAAAGCAAUAAAGAUCAGCAUCAGCCCCUUCCUAACCAGGCAACUUAGAGGAGGAUGUCCUAUCAAGAUUAACAUGGCUCAUUCAAGAAUUAACUCUCUACUCAUCUUCUACCUCAGUUUUUUGCUGCUCAUCCAUUUAAAAAAGUCACUUAGCGUACGAAAUGAUUCCAGGUGCCUGUCAAAGUCUUGCCAAAAGAACUCUACGUGUGAUGCUGCAACUAAGGACAACUCCUGCCGUUGUGUGGAUACAAUUGACAUUUUGGAGGAAGACUGCAAUAAAACUGACGAUCCUUGCUCCUCAAACCCUUGUCUUCAAAAUGCUACCUGUUUAAGCAUGGCAGGAAACCUCAGCUUUACUUGUGAAUGCCCAACUGGGUACAGUGGAACUACCUGUGAAUUUCCCAUCAGCCUCUGUGACACAAGCCCUUGUAGAAAUGGAGGCACUUGUCAGCAGGGUCUGGCUGGCCCGAUCUGUGUUUGUAGCACAGGAUACACGGGCAAUCUGUGUGAGACCUAUUUCAAUGUGUGCACUUCUAAUCCCUGCCAUAAUGGAGCAUUGUGCAGGGAAGGAAUUGAUGGGUACUCUUGCUACUGUGUCCCCGGUUAUCAAGGCAAGCACUGUAACAUAGAAGUGAACGAAUGUGUUUCAGACCCCUGCUUGAAUGGGGCUACCUGCCUGAACCAGAUAGGCAAAUAUGACUGCAUCUGCCCUGCUGAGUACACGGGUGUAAACUGUGAGCUGGAAAUUGACGAGUGUUUGUCACAGCCUUGUCUAAAUGGUGCAACCUGCCAUGAUACUUUGGGUAGCUAUUUUUGUUCCUGUGCACUUGGAUUCCAAGGGGAGCUCUGUGAAAUCAACAUUGAUGAGUGUGCUAGUCAUCCAUGCCUCAAUGGAGGACAGUGUAUAGAUGAUGUCAAUAGGUACAGCUGCAACUGUACCAGUAGUGGAUUUACAGGCCUGCAAUGUGAAAUCUUAAUUCCCUUAUGCCAGUCAGAACCAUGCCACAAUAAUGCUACCUGUGUGGACAAUGCUGGGAAUUAUAUAUGCUCCUGUUGGCCAGGCUAUGCAGGUUCCCACUGUGAGAUUGAUGUGAAUGAGUGUAACAGUAAUCCCUGCUCCUAUGAGAGUGAAUGUGUGGAGAGGUCCUGGACAUCCUGGUAUGGACGUAUUCCAGAACUGCCAGAAGAGUUCAGCUACCACAGAGCAUCAGGUUAUGUGUGUAACUGCCGGCCAGGAUUCACAGGUAUUCACUGUGAAGAAGACAUCAAUGAAUGUUCCAUGAACCCUUGCCAAAACGGUGGGACCUGUGAGAAUUUUCAUGGCAGUUACACUUGUCAUUGCCCAUUUGGAGAAAAGGAGGGAACUUCUUAUGGUGGCAAGAACUGUUCAGAGGCCCUCAUUGGCUGCAAUGACCAUCCAUGCCAAAACAGCAGUUUAUGCAUCCCUUAUUUAAAAAAUGGCCACCACGGAGCCAGCUGCAUGUGCCCACCUGGCUAUACUGGAAUACACUGUGAAACAGCCACCACCUUUUCUCUUGCGGGACAUGGUUUCCUUUGGGUGAAGAGUGACAUGACCCCUUUACAGGGAUCUUUCUAUACCAUAAAUCUGAGAUUCCAGACUGUGCAACCUACAGCUUUUAUAUUUCACCGAGGGGAGAAAGAUACAUUUGUGAAAUUGGAGUUACUGAAUGGCUACUUACACUUAUUCAUGCAAGUCAAUAACCAGCCACGAGCUCUUUUGCAUAUUUCACAUAAUGUCAGUGAUGGAGAAUGGCAUUCCGUGGAGGUAACCUUAGCAAGAGCUGUUACCCUUAAUUUGCUUGACAGCUCUUGUGUAGAAUCAUGUGUCAAUAAAUCUACUACUGCGAUAGAUAGUGAUCAACUGAUGCUUGCAUUUCAGAGCACAUUUUUGGGUGGUUUACCAGUGGGAAGCAUGAGCAGUGACUUCUCACCUAACACCUAUAACAUGCAUUCUGCACCUUCAUUUGUAGGCUGUCUUCAGGACAUUGCAAUAGACUUGAACGUUAUUACCCCUGAGAACAUAUCAAGCGAAACAUCUUUACAUGUCAAAGCAGGCUGUAAAAAAAAGGACUGGUGUGAAAACCACCCUUGUCAAAACAGGGGACGCUGCAUCAACUUGUGGCUGAGUUACCAGUGUGACUGCUACAGGCCCUACACAGGGCCAAACUGUUCAACAGGCCGGUUUGGACAUGAGGACUACUCGGGAUAUGCUGCUUUUUCUGUUGACAGUAGUCAGAAGGAAAACAUAACUAUAUCAAUGUUUGUCCGAACACGGAAGUCUUCUGGCUUGUUACUAGCUUUGAGGAACCGUACAUCUCUGUAUAUAAGGAUCUGGUUGGAAGAUGGGAAACUAAUCAUGUUAGCCUCCAAUGCCACCAAAUUAUUAGGCACACGGACUGUGAGUGAUGGAAUUUUUUACUUAAUAUCAUUAAAAAUGGAGAAAAAUAAAGUUGAAUUGUUCCUAUCAUCUCAACAGCUAGGCUACAUUUCUACGCCGAUACUAACAGUCCAAAAUAGGGAUAUUAUCUAUGUUGGAGGACUCCCAGACAAACAAGAAACUGAUAUAAAUGGUGGGUAUUUUAAAGGCUGUAUCCAAGAUGUAAGACUGAAUAAUCAACAUCUGGAAUUCUUUCCCAUCACAACAUCAUUGUAUUCUGUCAUCAAUCGAACACUGAUCAACGUGACCCAGGGCUGUACUGGUGACAAUUUUUGCAAGUCCAACCCUUGUCACAAUGGUGGCAUUUGCUACUCUAUCUGGGAUGACUUCACUUGCACAUGUCCUCCAAACACAGCAGGGAAAGCGUGCGAAGAAGUUAAGUGGUGUGAGCUCAGCCCUUGUCCUCAGGAAGCACAAUGCCAGCUGGUACACCAAGGAUUUGAAUGUAUUGCCAAUGCAGUAUUCAGUGGCAGAAGCAGUGCGAUAUUUUACAGAACCAAUGGGAAGAUAAGGAGAGACCUCACCAGUAUUGUAUUUGGCUUUCGCACUAGGGAUGCUGAUGUGAUACUGCUGUAUGCUGAGAAGGAGCCAGAGUUUGUUACCAUUAGCAUUCAGAACACCAAGCUAGUGUUUCAGUUGCAAAGUGGCAACAGCUUUUAUGUGCUGACCUUAGCUAGUUCACAGCCUGUGAAUGAUGGGAAAUGGCACCAAGUGAUUCUCUCUAUGACAGAACCCUUCUCCCAGUCAUCUAGAUGGCAAAUUGAUAUAGAUGAUAAAAAAGACACUGCAACUAGUACAGUUGCCACAGGAAGCCUCAAUUUCCUAAGAGAAGAAAUAGACAUUUAUGUGGCCGACAAAGCGUUUGAUAAUCUGGAUGGCCUAAGGGGAUGCAUGAGCACUAUAGAAAUCAGCGGCAUUUAUCUCUCGUACUUUGAAAAUUAUGAUGGCCACGCUAAGAAACCUCAAGAAGAGCAAUUCCUCAAAAUAUCUGCAAAUUCUGUUAUGACUGGCUGUUUGCAAUUGGAUGCCUGCAGCUCAGAUCCCUGUAUGCAUGAUGGGAUAUGUGAAGACUUAUAUAGUUACUAUCGUUGUGCAUGUCUCAAGGGAUGGACUGGCACGCAUUGUGAAACCAACAUUGAUGAAUGCUUUUCAAAUCCCUGCAUUCAUGGAAACUGCUCAGACAAAACUGCAGCCUAUGAGUGCCUCUGUGACCCUGGAUACACUGGGGUAAACUGUGAAGAGAAUAUAGACAACUGCCGUGGACACCUGUGUGCAAAUGGGGCAACUUGUGUAGAUGGAGUUAACACUUAUUCCUGCCUGUGUGCUGGUAACUUCACAGGGAAAUUUUGCAGGCGCACUAAGCUACCUUUUGCCGUCUGUGGGAAUGAGAAGAGAAAUCUCACUUGUUACAACUAUGGCAACUGUACUGAGCUCAAAGGCGAGUUGAGAUGCCUGUGCCUGUCAGGUUUUAGUGGAGAACGGUGUGAAAUGGACAUUGAUGAGUGCAACUCUGAUCCAUGCAUGAAUGGAGGCCUCUGCCAAAACCUACUUAACAAAUACCAGUGCAUCUGUGAUGUAAACUAUGCUGGUGACCGCUGUGAGAUAGAUUUGACAGCUGACUUGAUCUCGAACAUAUUCACCGCCAUUGGCUCAGUAACGUUGGCCUUGUUAUUGAUCCUCUUCUUGGCAGUUGUGAUUUCCGUCAUAGCUGCCAACAAACGAGCGACUCAAGGGACCUACAGCCCCAGCCGGCAGGAGAAAGAGGGAUCCCGUGUGGAGAUGUGGAACAUGGUACAGCCACCACCGAUGGAAAGACUGAUAUAGCAGAAAACACUCUUCUGUGCUACAUGCUGGCAAGCAUCUGGCGGGAAGGAAAUUUGAGUAAAUAUGAUGGAAAUGGUUGUUAAUUUUGUUUUUGAUACCAAGGAGUAUGUGAUGAUUAUAGGGGCUGUUGAAAAUAUUGGACAUCUAAUUCAAGAACCUUAAGGGUCUUUAGCAUUUGAGUGAACUGCUGCCAUCUCUCACUGUUUUGGACCAGCCUGUCAAAGGACAAUUUUGUUUGCACUGGAAUUUUCAGCCUUGGUAAUCAACGGUAUGUCUUACAGAGUGUAAUGGCAUCUGGGAUACAUGUAAGUGCCUGUCUCUCAGAUCUAGUUGGAAACACAGUUUCUGUUUUGCUUUGCCUUUGACUGCCUAGUGAGCAUUGCUGCAUAAGACAACUGAGAGAAAUAAAAUAAGCCUGUACAAUAAAUACAUCAUAAUUAUGUCAUAAGAGGUAUUAGCAUUAGAACUGUGUCUCAGCAUAUUUACUUUCAUUCUUUAAUCAGGGAUUAAAAGGAAGCUACGGGGAAGCUUUUUAAGAAGCAAAAUAAACCUUUGAAAAGUCAUUGGCUUGCUUCCCUUCAAGGCACCCAUUUCACCUGCUGUUUCACCACCCUCUUCUAAUGCCAGUGGCCUUCUGUGACAAACAUGUGCGCUGCUCUAAGCAUCAGAAACAACACUCCCAAAAUGUUGGCUUGACAAAGAUAUUUAACCAGACCUCUUCAAAGGCAUAGACGUGUAUUUCUACCCUGAAUUCCCCGCCACUGUCUUGUUCUUACUACGUUAAUGUGCACUACUAACCUCCAUGCCCCCCAGGUUAUGAAUACGCAGCAAGUGCAAAGCAGACAAGCUUACUCAAAAAUGUGCUGCCCAAAAUUGUUGGACAGUAUAAGGAAAGUAGAAUGAUCGUCUUGAACCUAAACCACUGGACUAGGAAUCACAGAAUACUGGGUUCCCACUCUGCAACAGAUUUCAUAUGUGACUGUGAGCAAGUCACUCACCCUUCUGUGCCUCAGUUUCCCUCUCA